Messenger RNA from Zonotrichia albicollis (white-throated sparrow), 826 nucleotides. The record is from RefSeq and is a predicted model, not a curated record. NCBI's taxonomy places the organism in Eukaryota, Metazoa, Chordata, Aves, Passeriformes, Passerellidae.
UCAAUCUGUACCACAAGAACCUACCAAAAAAUGAGACCCUCCAUCAGGUGAAGUUCCUGCACACAACUGUGUCUCGGAGAGGUCUGGAGGAGUUUUUUGAUGAUCCAGGAAACUGGGGGGAAAAAAGUGUAAAGUCUGGGGAUUCAUGGAAUAUAAAGCAGCUAAGGGGCAAGAGUAGUGAAGACUUGCACAAACUUUGGUAUGUCCUGCUGAAAGAAAGGAACAUGCUCUUAACUCUAGAGCAGGAAUCCAAACGACAGCGCAAGCCCAUGCCAAGCCCAGAGCGCUUAGAAAAGGUAGAAACAUCUAUGAAAAAUAUAGAUUUGGUUGUCAGAGAAAGAGAAAUUGCUUUGAGGCUUUUACAGACGGGCCAUGAAAAGCCAGUCCCUGGCGAGUGGAGACACGACUUCCUGGGACGCACCUUCUGGUACAGUUACAAGGAAUGGCCAAUACCAUGGCACUUGAACAAAAAACACAAAAAGAAGAGAUUCUAUUACUUACCUCAUGUGAAUCACUUCAUCAGACUCAGACUUGAAAAAGCCUUACGGAAAAGGGCAAGGCAGCAAAGCCUGGAGAGGACGAGGAGGAAGGUCCUGGAAAGGAAGUUCCCUGAUGUUGCUGUGAAAUCCCAGAGCCAGUAGCAGGCUGCAAGAGCACUGCAAGCAACUGGUCAAGUGUCUGUGGAACAUGAAUCAUGUUCUGGAACCACAAACAACUCCACUGAGCAUUCCAGAGAGUCUCCAUCUUUUUUUUUUUGUUUUUAAUACAACAUUUGACUUUAAUUAAACUUGUGAUCUGGAAUUAAAAAGCAGCUUUGGUAUCUAAC